GGAGUCGUUCGUGUUGCCGGCGCAGACGGAGGAGUUCAAGGAGGUCUACAAGACUUCGCAGGACAUCUGGAUUGUCAAGCCGCACGCCUCUUCCCAGGGCAAGGGCAUCUACCUGCUCAGGAAUCUCGACGACCUGCCAGCGAAGGACGUGUCCGUCGUCUGCAAGUACGUGGCCAACCCGCUGCUCAUCCAGGGGCUGAAGUUUGACCUGCGCAUCUAUGUGCUGGUGACCUCCUUCGACCCGCUGCGCGCCUACAUCUACCGCGAGGGCCUCACGCGCUUCGCGUCGGCGCCCUACAGCACCGAGGACGAGCACCUCGGGGACGCGUACCGGCACCUGACGAACUACUCCAUCAACAAGAAGGCGCAGAAUUUCAAGGAGAACCAGAAACUGGAGUCCGACAACUACGGCCACAAGUGGAGCCUCUCCGCUCUAAACAGGCACCUGGAGUGCGUCGGCGUGGACGUGAACCUGAUGUGGACCCGCAUCAUGGACCUCAUCGUCAAGACCUUGCUCUCGGUCCAGCCCGUGAUCUCCAAAAAGGUGGCCCAGGCGAAGGUGCACCCCCAGUGCUGCUUCGAGCUGUACGGCUUCGACGUGCUGGUGGACGAGGAUCUGAAGCCCUGGCUGCUCGAGGUCAACCUCAGCCCCAGCAUGGCGGCGGAGUCCCCGCUGGACAAGCAGGGCGAGUCCUCCGAUUGGUGGUCUGAGCUGACGGCCAGUUCCUCGCAGAACUCGGCCCCUGGAGCCCGGCUGUUCGGACUGCGAAGGCGCUUGGAGCAGUUCCUGGCUGGCACAGUGGACCACACCUCCGCGAGGCAGGUGGCCCAGGAGUUGCAAACGAAGCGUCUGGUUCACGCGCGUGCCUCGGUCGCAUAUGGCUGCGUGGCCGUUGCAGGCGCUCUUGGACUCGGUCUCUAUAGGACUGCCAUUGGUGUCUCCCGGCCGAAUUCGUGUGUACAGGACAUGUGCCAGUCUGUGGGUUUUUGCAUCGUUCUCUUUCUUUGGGCGUUUCCUCAAAGUCUGACGUUAAGAACAUUAGAUCUAUGGUCUUCCUUAUUGAUGGCAUUGGUUGUCCUGUGGGUAUCGCCUCUUGCCUCGGCAGACGUUGUUGUGGCCUCCUCAUCUCUGUUACCCUUCGGUGCUACUUUGGUGCUCUGCUUGUUCAGCAUGAAUUUCCGUUUGAACAUCACAUGCCUAUGGAGCGUAUCUUUGUCAAUCUGCAGCACCAUCUAUCUCGGCACCGAAAACCCUGUUGAAGAGUUUCUGCCAGACCGGACGCAGAGGGUUACUCAGGUGCUGGUGGCGACUUGCAUCUUCGCCGUUUUAGUAACGAUCUUUCAUCAGUCAGUCUACUUGGUCGUACAGUACGACAUGGAAGCUAACAUUUCGAGAAACGAGCUGAAGGCUGCGCGCUCGGUGCUGCGGGGCGUCUGCGACGCCGUCGUGGAGCUGGACAGCGACUUCCGACUGCAGGAUGGGUCCUCCGAGCUGGUGAGCAUGCUCCUGCUGAACCCCCUGCGCCCCGUCCUGGGCGAGGACUUUCGGCAGUUCCUGGCGUCCCAGCACGACCGCGAGAAGUUCUCCGAGCAGAUCGGCAGGGCCUUGCCUCCGAGCGAGGAUUCGGUUGGGCCCAGCGCCGAGGAUUCGGUGGGGCUCAGCGCGGCGUUCCACGUCUCCAUGAGGGACAGCUCCAGCAUAGCCCUCGAGGUCGAGAUGUUCUGCGUGCGCUUCGUCAAACGGGAGGGGCAGACCGCACACUUCAUCGGCAUCCGCGAGUUCACAGACAUCGCCCCGAUGCUGAGGGGCAGCGUGUCGGAGAGGACGCGGCGUGGCGGCAGCGUGAGCGGCCCGCAGAGCUCCUGUACAGCACUCGUCAGGCUCCCGGCCGCCCCUGCGGACUCCACGGCCGAGGCCUCCGGUCAGGCGUCAUCGGACGUGAGCUCCGAGGCCUCCUCGCUGGACGAGAAGUGGGAGGGCCUGGGCGCCGAGGCGGAGCCCGUGGCCUGGGUCGACCUCUUGACCCCGACCUACGAAGUGAGGCUCGAAACCUUUGCGUUCACGAAGUACGUGGACGCCCGGGGUGGGCUCCUGUCUGCCGUGCGGCAGUCCCAAUGGGAAGAGUUCAUCGUCUGGGCGCAGCUUUCGUACUGUUCUCUCCUGCAGGAGGGCUCCGACUCCGCUUACCUGCAGUACCCCAAGCGCCUCCGCUUCAGGUCUCCCGCGCAGCAGCGGAGCGCCCACAGCUCGAGGAGCUCGGGGCAGAUGCUCUCGGCGCGCCUGCGGCUCGACCUGGAGCGGCCGCCCGACGGCCAGGACCGCGGCCGCGGAGUUGUGCGGGUCGUCCUCCAGGACCUGCUGCUGCGCCGGCGCGCGCCCCCCGGUCCGCGGCGGCUGUCGCGCUACGGCACCCCAACCGCCAUCGCCCAGGCCGCCAGCGGCCAGCUGCUGGCCCAGGAGCAGAUCUCGCGAAGUGCCGCCCAGACGGCCGCCCUCGCAGGCGGUGCGGCGGCGCGGCCCGAAGCGGCGGACGGCCAUGUGCAGCUCCAGGGCCCGGUGUCUCGGCCGCCCAGCUGUGACCCCGCAGCGCGGCCUUCGCAGGCGGUGACGCCGGGGGCAGACACUCGUAGCCUGUGAGGCGCCAGGGCCGCCGCCUCAGCGCGCGCGGGCGCUUGAGCGUGCCGCGCCCCUGCAUCAUUGUGUGAGAUUAUUAUGCCUAGCGACGGGCAGCAUCUCCGGAGCAAGGUAAGGUCUUGCAAUGGUGGUGCAGGUUCAGAGUGACACACGGGCCAUGGGGAAGUUGCCCAGACUUCCGAGGGACCACACGUCGAGCAACGUUGGAGCGCUGGUUGCCUGGGCACAGGCAUUACUCCUGUUUUUCGUCCUGCUCCUCGAAGAUCAAGACGCUCUUGCGCUCGUCUCGGCCUUCAUCAGGAGGCAGUGGCCAGUAGAGAAAGGCCUUGUCAGCGUUCGGCCCGGCCGGGAUACUUGAGGUGGAGACUGUGCAUGUGUUGAGCGAACCGUAGCCACUGAGGCUCGAAUCUAGACAUCACUAGACGCGUCCUAGGGCAAGGCGGAACAAAUUGCGCAAUCACAGCGUAAGAGCUUUUUUCUUUGAUUGUGCCCAAGCGCUGACUUGACUGAUUUUGGCUCUGGUGCGGCAGUGCCACGGCCGAGUAUGGUCAGUGCUCGGGUAUCCUCGGUGGCACUCAUGCAGUGUAGCUGAGUCCAGCGCUGACCUUCCUGCGUUACGCGAAGACAAAAUGGGGCGCGCUAAGGGCGGCGCUGGAGGCGCCGCAAGGGGGGGCUGGCGCCGAUCCAAAACAUCUGUGCGGGUUUAUGCUUCCGCAGUUUUUCUUAUCCGUUUCUUCUGCCUCCCGGGAGCUUCUCUUUCUAUUUCCCUGAGGUGAGUGUAUGAAGCUUUGAUUGUCCAGGCGUCUCCAGUCGAUGCUUUGACUUCUGCUUGUCCUUAUGGGGGUGGAAACCACCAACAAGUGUAGGAGAGAUGGUGGGCA
This is a messenger RNA of Prorocentrum cordatum, 3516 nucleotides long. The record is from the annotation of a GenBank genome assembly. Lineage: Eukaryota; Dinophyceae; Prorocentrales; Prorocentraceae.